GCGAUUGGGGGCAAGUUAGAAACGCAAGUGUCGCGUAUAAUAUUAAACUAUUUAUUUGUAUUUUUUCUUAUCGAAUUAAGAUAAUUAUUUUAGUUCCGAGACAACAAUGUUUACCAUGCAUAUUGGAAAAAUGGAAAUAAAUGUGUGGCAUUAAAAGUUUCUCGUUAUGAUACUCCUGAAAGAAAAAGAUUUAUAAAAAGAGAGUUUAAUGUGUUAAAACAUCUUGCGGGUAUACCAAUAAAUGAUAGGGAUAGGAUUAUUGAUAUGAUUGGAAGCAAACUUAUUGCUAAGACCACAACUUUAAACGGUCAAGAAAGCCGAACUUAUUUUAUGUAUUUUGCUUUGGAACUUGGGGGAAAAGAUUUGAAUUCAUAUUUUGAAGAAGAAACUAAGAAACGCGAUGUUAAUAAAGAGGAGCUUUUAAUAAAAAUUGCUAGAGGGGCUGCUCUAUCAAUCAAACAAUUUCACAGACGUUAG
Meloidogyne enterolobii is the source of this 477-nucleotide messenger RNA. The record is from the annotation of a GenBank genome assembly. NCBI's taxonomy places the organism in Eukaryota, Metazoa, Nematoda, Chromadorea, Rhabditida, Meloidogynidae.